GUGAGCAUUGCAGCGACAUGGCUUUUAGAAAGGUACUGACACUAUCCAUUUGCUGCGCGUUCGUGUCCGCCGGUGGACUUGGAGGCGGCGGCGGCGGCUUCGGAGGAGGCGGCGGCGGUGGCUACGGAGGAGGCCACGGCGGUGGCGGUGGCUUCGGUGGUGGUUUUGGAGGAGGCCACGGCGGCGGCUUCGGAGGCGGCCUGGGUGGCGGCUUCGGAGGCGGCGGCGGCGGCUUUGGAGGUGGUUUUGGAGGUGGCCAUGGAGGCGGCGUUAGUGUUCAAGCUGUCGAGGUUCCCUCUGUUGAGGCUGCACCAGCAGCAGCCCCUGCGGGUCCAGUCGGCGGUGGUGGUGGAGGCGGCGUCUCUCAAGUUGUUGUCCUGAAGCAAGGCGGUGGCGGAGGAGGUGGCGGUGGUGGAAAACUCGUUACCACACUCCGACGAUUCACUGCUCAUGUUGACACGAGCUCCGUCCCCGUCGACUUCCAGCACGUGCGCGUACCAAACCCAUUCAAGAGCGGUCCGCUUGGAGCUAGACGUCACGGCCCUGUCGGCUACGUCGUAGCCGUCGAAGGUCAGGCUCAAGUUCAAGGAGGACACGGCGCUGCAGCUGCUCUUUCCGGCGGUGGCGCUGACCUCGGUGGAGGACAGGACGUGUAUGAAGUUCAAGCAGUAGGCGGCGGCGGCGGUGGCGGACAUGGUGGCGGCGGCGGCGGCGGUUUCGGAGGAGGUUUUGGCGGCGGUUUUGGUGGUGGACACGGUGGAGGUUUUGGCGGUGGAUUUGGUGGAGGCCACGGAGGAGGACUCGGAGGAGGCUUCGGUGGUGGUCUCGGAGGAGGACACGGUGGAGGAUUCGGCGGUGGACUCGGAGGAGGACACGGCGGAGGAUUCGGCGGUGGACUCGGGGGCGGCCACGGAGGUGCCAACCUUCAAGAAGUGCCAGUACAGGAAGACGUCAAGACUCACUCUGCUCCAGUGGCUGGAGGCCACGGUGGAGGAGGCGUCGAAGUGCAAAACGUUGAAGUUGUAAAGGUCGCCGGCGGCGCCGGAGGACAUGGUGGUGGAGCCGGAGGAUUUGGCGGUGGCGGAUUUGGCGGUGGCUACGGUGGUGGCCACGGUGGAGGCCAUGGCGGAUGGCAGUGAAACGUCACUCCUCAAGACAUUGAGAAGUGCCCAUGACUUCAGCUGAAAGUCGCCAUGCUGAGCCAUACGAAAGCAGCCACAGCUCCCUCUGCAUGAAGAGCUCCGAGCAGAGGAAAGCGUGUCGCUUCCAGUCGUGUAAUAUAGUGUUGACCUCGCGUUGUUUUAUACUGCACAUGUUUGCUGCAUGUCUGUUAAUAAAUCACCUGUAAAUACGUCUUUUACAACAA
Messenger RNA from Ornithodoros turicata, 1366 nucleotides. RefSeq lists its product as uncharacterized. Lineage: Eukaryota; Metazoa; Arthropoda; Arachnida; Ixodida; Argasidae. The record is from RefSeq and is a predicted model, not a curated record. The transcript is spliced from 4 exons. The coding region runs from base 18 to 1139 and encodes 373 amino acids.